CAGGCAACAAAGGUAAACAGCAAAAAGUGGCAGGAUCAUGGCCACUAACUACAGUGCAAACCAGUAUGAGAAAGCUUUCUCACCCAAGUACCUGCAGAACUGGUCUCCCGCCAAGCCAACAAAAGAGAGAAUUUCUUCCCACGAAGGCUACACUCAGUUUAUCGCCAAUGAUCGUGGCCAUCUGCUGCCCUCGGUGCCCCGUUCCAAGGCAAGUCCUUGGGGAUCCUUCAUGGGCACCUGGCAAAUGCCUCUGAAGAUUCCCCCCGCUCGGGUGACCCUGACCUCUCGUACAGUGGCUAGUGCUGCCUCCCUCACCAAAUGGAUACAGAAAAAUCCGGAUUUGCUCAAGGCUUCCAAUGGGCUUUGUCCUGAAAUCCUCGGCAAGCCUCAUGAUCCAGACAGUCAGAGGAAACUGGGGAAGUCGAUCACAAAGACCGUACAACAGGCACCAAGUCCCACCAUAAUCCCAAGCUCCCUGGCUGUAAACCUCAGUUCCCCGGACCAGUCCCAAAGCUCACACCCUUCUGCAGGUCACACUCCAGGCCCCCAAAGCCCACCCAUCUCUCCUAAGAGCCCACUUGGAAGCCCGUGUAUGGCGGAACCCCGCGCUUGCCCUAACUCAGCUGAGCUUCUGGGUCUGAGGUACAGCUGUGGAGUAGAGCACGCAUGCGCGUGUCUGGAGAAGGUGGGGGGAGAAACGCUCAUCAUUCCUCAGCCGCCACCUGGCUGGCGCUCCGGCUCCCUUCUUGGCUCCCAGGGUGCCGAGCGGCACCAGGAGGUUUAUAAGCACUUCUUGCUGGGAUUCUGGAAGCUGAGAAAACACAAAGCCUCCAUAUGCUAA
Hyaena hyaena (striped hyena) is the source of this 841-nucleotide messenger RNA. RefSeq names its product cilia and flagella associated protein 126 (gene CFAP126). The transcript is spliced from 7 exons. The record is from RefSeq and is a predicted model, not a curated record. Lineage: Eukaryota; Metazoa; Chordata; Mammalia; Carnivora; Hyaenidae. Gene Ontology annotation, biological process: cilium organization. Gene Ontology annotation, cellular component: ciliary basal body. Bases 38 to 841 code for a protein of 267 amino acids.